Penicillium odoratum is the source of this 1662-nucleotide messenger RNA. Its product is annotated as MFS transporter. Bases 1 to 1662 code for a protein of 553 amino acids. Gene Ontology annotation, biological process: intracellular polyamine homeostasis; transmembrane transport. The record is from RefSeq and is a predicted model, not a curated record. NCBI's taxonomy places the organism in Eukaryota, Fungi, Ascomycota, Eurotiomycetes, Eurotiales, Aspergillaceae. Gene Ontology annotation, molecular function: polyamine transmembrane transporter activity. The transcript has 3 exons.
AUGUCAUUGCCUAAAUCCGGUUUGCCAGCUAGCAGCACCGGAAUUCAUGAAAUUGGGUCAGAAAUUCACGACUCGGUCUUCCUGUCCCACGGGCGAUCUGGCGGUUCUGAUAUCACCGACUAUGAUCAUGAAAAGAAUCACGAUCCAGAAGUACCACGACCUUUGGCGCGUCAAUCUACAGAGCUUGGUCAAUCAAUCGUGGUACCACGACUGAAGCGAAGAGGCUUAUUUGGCCAACUCACUCUAAUCGCGGAGGUCGAAGACCCGAGGACGUAUCCCCGAAACACGAAAUGGUUUAUCACGUUUAUUGUUGCAACGGCCGGGAUGCUAGCACCGCUAGGAAGCUCAAUCUUCUUUCCUUCGCUAUCUCAAGUAUCCAAGGACUUGAACACAACACCCACCUUAACCAACCUCUCUAUCUCCUUGUACAUGCUGGCCAUGUCAAUUUGUCCUCUAUGGUGGUCAUCAUUUAGUGAACGACUUGGUCGACGAACCAUUUAUCUGACUUCGUUACUUCUUUUCGUUGUUUUUAAUAUCCUUUCCACCAUUUCCGAUACAAUCGCCAUGUUGAUUGUCAUGCGAAUGCUUAUGGGAGGCGCCGCCGCCUCAGUCCAGGCCGUGGGUGCGGGAUCCAUUGCAGACAUAUGGGAGGUUCACGAACGAGGCCAUGCAAUGAGUAUCUUCUACCUGGGGCCUUUGUGUGGACCCUUGCUGGCACCCAUCGUUGGUGGCCUUCUGGCCCAACGCUGGGGUUGGCGAAGUACUUUAUGGUUUUCGGCCGUUCUCGGUGGUCUCAUACUCAUAUUUAUCCUCUUUGCCCUGCCGGAAACUUUGAGGGUACAAAAGCCUAUGCUGCCCCCUGUCGACCAAGACGAAGAUCCCAUGGGCCGCCCACUCAGUCGCGUAUCGACUCAGCAAGUGGUCAAGUCCACAGCUAGAUGGCUGAAGCUCCUGAAGAUAAACUUCAUCGAUCCUUUGAAAAUUGUAUUCUACUUGCGGUACAUCCCGGUGCUUCUGAGUGUGUACUAUGGCAGUAUUGCCUUCGGAUCUCUUUAUGUGUUGAACGUCAGUAUUGAAGACACAUUUGGCAAACCACCAUACAACUUCAGCACCAUCAUCAUUGGCUGCCUCUAUAUCCCCAAUUCCUUGGGUUACUUCGUCGCCAGUUCUUUUGGUGGACGAUGGAUGGAUGCUAUCAUGUACCGAGAAGCGAAAAGGGCAAACCGAUACGACGAAAAGGGGAGGUUAGUAUUUCACCCAGAGGAUCGCAUGAAAGAGAAUGCUUGGCUCGGUGCUUUCCUGUAUCCAGCCGCUCUGAUUUGGUAUGGCUGGACCGUAGAUAAAGGUGUUUUCUGGUUGGUACCGAUUAUUGCCAACUUUUUCUUCGGAAUUGGCUCUAUGCUUAUAUUCAGUAUGGUAACCACUAUGCUGACCGAGUUCAUGCCGAGAAAAUCAUCCAAUGGUGUUGCCUUGAACAACUUUGUCCGAAAUAUAUUUUCCUGCGUGGGAUCCCUUAUCACAGCUCCACUCAUCAGUCUUGUUGGGAACGGUUGGCUCUUCACAAUACUAGGAGUCCUCGGCUUUGCCAGCGCUUCCACCAUUCUUUUCAUGAAGGCAUGUGGCCCUCGAUGGAGACAGAAGAUGAACGAGCACAUGAAGUGA